UAUACACUCACAUAUGCACUUGUGUCACAAAUGGUUGCUAGGUAUUAAUACGAAAGAAUAGCCUAACUAAACUUGUCAAAAUGAUCAUAAAUUCUAGCAUCAAAUAAUGAUUAAAACGACGAGUUUACCAAGAUAUUUGUUAUUAAGUUGAAAGAAAGGAAGACUGUUAUAAAGGUGUGCGGUUUGGUUUCUGUAUAGAGAACAAUCCUGUUUCGUAAAACAUGAAUAUUUUACCAAAGAAAAGGUGGCAUGUUCGUACUAAGGAAAAUAUUGCUCGCGUCCGACGAGAUGAAGCGAAAGCUGCGGAAGAGGAAAAAAUUAAGAAAGAACGAAUUGAAAAAGCUGAGACUGAAGCUAGGAUCAAUUAUUUGAGAGACAAAGCGAGAUCAAAAUACGAUGGAAGAACAAAGACAGAGGAUAACGAAACAAAUGUAUCAUCCUCAUCUACAUGGGAUCAUGUCAAUUUCUUUGCUGAACUUGAAGAAGGAAAACUUGACCACCACAGACCUAAUGCAGAACAUGAAAAGGAGAAGAAAGAAGAGAAAGAAAAAUAUGAAAAACAGAUAGGAUAUCUUACAUACCUUGGACAAGAUACCAAUGAGGCCACAGGUAAAAAGAACUGGUAUGAGGAAUUACCAGAAAGAUUAAGGGAUACAGAAAAGGAUAUAGAAGUACAAGUUAAGAAAAAGGCACUUGCCGAUCCUAUUCAUGAUAUCAAAAAGUAUUUAAGCAUUAUGGGAAGUAGUACCAGUGAAAAAUCAUUAAAAAUUAAGUCAGAAACUGCAGUCAAACGAAAGAGGGAGAAUUCAGAUGACAGUGAUUCCGAUCAUAGAAAAUCUGUUAAAAGACACAAACAUAAGAAAUCAAAAAAGCAUAAGAAAGAAAAAUAUAAGAUUAAUGAAAAAGAAGCAACAGAAACACGAACUAUGGAUAUUCAGAAAUUGCGAGCAGAGCGAUUGUUAAGAGAACAGAGUGAGAAAUUAAGAACGGAAGCAUUGUUGGCUAAAUUAAGAGGGGAACCAGUUCCAGCAGUAGUUUCCGAAACUCCUCCUAAACCUACUAUUAAACAAAAAUACAAUUCACAAUUUUUCCCUGAAAUUGCUAGACAAAAUGCUGAAAGAACUCCCAAUGUACAUUCAGUAAAAUAAUAAAAUGUGUAACACUCA
Molecule: messenger RNA, 1166 nt
Organism: Ceratina calcarata
Lineage: Eukaryota; Metazoa; Arthropoda; Insecta; Hymenoptera; Apidae
Product: leukocyte receptor cluster member 1 homolog
Exons: 3
Coding region: 222-1148 (308 amino acids)
Source: RefSeq, a predicted model, not a curated record